AUGGCCAUGUUGCCUUUAUCUUGUACUACUAUUGUAGAAGUACUUGAGAGAGCUAAAGAUGAUGAGAAUGGAGGCUUCUUCUCUUUGUCUAUUGACUCACCUAAAGAUAUCACAAGCUUGAUAAACCUCUACAAGUGCUCCCAAGUAGCUUUUCCCCAUGAGUUAGAGACCAUGCAAGGUGUGGAGUUGUUUGCAAAGUCCCAACUCCAAAAAGCACUUCUUGUGGGUAACCCAACUGUUUUGAGUGCAAACAACCUUGAGAUUGAGUGGAAGGAGUACACGGCGGCAAUCUCCAAGUGGCGGAUCGACCGCGGCCGCGUGCCGCCGCUCGACGAGUACCUCGCGACGGCGUGCGUCUCCAUCGGCGCCCCCGUCGUCUCCUGGACGUCGGCGUUCUUCCUCGGCUGUGGUGAUCCCCCGAUCUCCGACGCGGCGCUGCGCCAUAUCGGCAAGGACUCACGGCUGACCCUUCUGGCCGGCCGCGUCGCCCGCCUCACCAACGACGUCGUGACGGCCGACCGGGAGGCCAAAAACGGCGAGCUGGCCUCCGCGGUCAGCUGCUACCGCCGCGAGGGGUGCACCGAGGAGCAGGCUCUGCAGGCAGUGCAAGAAAUGAUCGGAGCAGCCUGCAGGGAGCUGGAGUGGGAGCUGUUCAGGUCUGCAGGGGUCGCACCCGCGCGCUACGCGCGUGCCGUCGCGAACUACGCGCGGGCCGCCAGCCUUUUGUACAAGAGGGCUGAUGGGUUCCCCGCUGGGAAUGAUACAGCGUACGAGGAGAUGGUGAGGGAUUUUCUCUACGGCCCUCUCAAUGUUUGA
Ananas comosus (pineapple) is the source of this 816-nucleotide messenger RNA. Its product is annotated as bifunctional levopimaradiene synthase, chloroplastic-like. The transcript has 3 exons. Lineage: Eukaryota; Viridiplantae; Streptophyta; Magnoliopsida; Poales; Bromeliaceae. Gene Ontology annotation, molecular function: magnesium ion binding; terpene synthase activity. Bases 1 to 816 code for a protein of 271 amino acids. The record is from RefSeq and is a predicted model, not a curated record. Gene Ontology annotation, biological process: diterpenoid biosynthetic process.